Molecule: messenger RNA, 665 nt
Organism: Arachis ipaensis
Lineage: Eukaryota; Viridiplantae; Streptophyta; Magnoliopsida; Fabales; Fabaceae
Source: RefSeq, a predicted model, not a curated record
AUGAAACCAGAAUCAGAGACGCAUCGCACCACAGCUCUCCAUGAAGGCGUAAAUCGCACCAUCAUCGCAAGUCACCAGGAAGCCCCAAAUCGUAACUCACCAUCCUCGCACCAUCAUCGUCACUGCGCUGCGUUCUUCCCAAAUCGUCGCUGCGCUGUGUUCUUCCCGAAUCGCCGUUGCCUCCUUCUUCCCGGCGUCGCUGAGUCUCUCCUCUCCGCGGCAUUGGUGCUUCUCCCUGUUUUGUUUGGCUGCUGCUGGUUUGCUGCUGUUGCUUCGCUGCUGCUGGUUUGCUGCAUUGGCCGUUUGUGGGUUGUCAUCUGUGAGACAAUAGUGAAGAAAACACGAGGACCUACACAAUGCUUGAAGAUUCAUGCAAGACAGUUGGAAGAUAGAGAACAAAUUACUCUAGAUAGUGAAGGAGAGGCAAUUGGUCCUACUGAUGAAGUUGUAAACAACUUGAGCAAAUUUUUGGGCACAGUGGCAAGGAAUUCAGAUUUUUGUCCAUUAAUUUACACAAAUUGGAAGGGAAUUAAAGAUAAAGAAGCCAUUUGGGAAUAUGUUCAAGCUAAAUUUAUUAUUCCAACUGAAGGAAAGAGGAUGGUCCUUGCUCGUAUCAAUGACAACUGGAAAGGUAUAAGACUACAAUAAAGCAAACUCAUUUUCUG